GGAGGAGGAGGAGGAGAGGAGCUGAGAUGCCCUUACCUGAGCCUGUGUGACAGACCAGCUGCCUCUGAGACCCAGAGACCUUCCCAGCAGAACAGUAGCCAUGCAGUGAAGAAUGUCUUACUCAGCCAAACUUAGUCCUGUGCCGACUGGUUCUCCGACGCUCAACCACCCUUCACAAGGCACAAAGCAUGGGCCAAUUAUGUCAAAGACUCCACAGGGGAUAACCAUCCAAUUAACCAAAGUGCAAAGUGAAGAAAACUGGGAGGACUUGGAUGAGAGUGAGCUCAUCUUUACAUUGGAUCAAGAUGAGGAUGAAGCGGUAGUAAGCUAUGUAACUGCCAAAACUACGGCUCCAGUAUAUGGACAGUCCAGCAGUCAAGAUGGCACUGUGGUCAAUGAGCUGGCCCUUGCUGCUUAUGAGUGUGCGGGUGAUGUUUUGCUGUCCACUGAGACCCAAAGAUGCAGCUCCCCCCUAUUGCCAAGUUCACCUACAUCCAAACCUCUCAUUAACUUAGUGAAGUCCGUCUCAACAGAAAUCGAUGUUAAGGACCCUUCGCCUCACAAACCUCAUCUGUUUGUGAACUUGGUCAAGUCCAUCUCUACAGAAAUCUCCAGACUGGAACCAGAAGUAACACAGUCCAAGUCAGACUCUAAGCUCAAUGUCCAUCUUUGGCGACAGAUAACGCAACCCAAGGGUAAGAAUGGGGACUCUAGGACAGCUCCAUCAUCCCCUAGCAUGUCGCCUUCUGACAGCAAAGGAAUGUUUUUCAAUGUUCUGGAGGUAGAAGCCAAGUUAGAAGACACUAGAAGGAGAUUGUCAGAAGCUAUGCAAGAACCAUUGAGUAUGCUCAGUAAAAUAAUUGGUGAGGAGACAAGCCCAAGCCCUAAGUAUAGGACUGUCCCCCCAAUGUUCUCUACCCAGGAAUCCCCAACAAGUCAAUUAAGAAAUCAUGGCCUUUUUGAGUCAAAGAACACCCUUUCCAGUUGUGAGAGGUUAGAAGAGGGAGAAAUUGUGGACUCUGCAGAGAGUACUGAAGCUGUCCACAGAGAAACAUCUAAAAACUUCUGCAAAUAUAAGAUUUGCUCCUAUGGUGACAUGAUACAGGUUGUAGAACUAACCACCAAUGAGGAAGGGGAAGACCAAGAUUUGCCUCUACCCAUGGGUGUCUGCCAUACUCCUCCACCUAACAAUGAUGUGCCAUGCAGUGCCCUCAUUUGUGUUGCCAUCCUGGCCUAUAACUUCUUCAUCUGGCCUCUCCCUGCCUACAUUUCUGGGCUCUUCAUGGGUAUCGCUAGUGGAUUUGUCUUGGGAUUUUUUAUGGUUUUAUUGGUGGUCCCCAAACCUUCCUGUUCUGCCAGACACAGGCGUUUCCUACAGGAAAGUUCAAAAUCUCUUUUAGCAACGCAGAAACUCCAGGAGCUUGGUGUUCUACAGGGAUGGAUGAAUGAGAUGUUUUCUUAUGACCCUGAGACCUAUCACCCAGCUCUUACCCACUCUGUGUUUGUGAUCCUGGAAGGGACGACUUUAAAACGAUGUUACCCCAAGAGCAACCUGCCUCGAAGGUCAAUCUUUGGUGAAGAGACCCCGGAGCCUGUGGCAUUUGUCAGUGAAAAGACCAGUGACUUGUCACAUGCCCAGGUCUUUCUGUAUCCCUUUGGACUGGCAAAGAAGAGACUUUGGAACAAAAAGUAUCCGAUCUGCAUCCAGCUGUGUGAGAGCGAAGAUCUAGACCUCCAGACCCUAGAACCCGGAGACAGAGAAAUUGAGAGCGUGGAACCUCAGAGGCAGGAUACAGAAGACUCCCAGAAGAUAACUGGGGAGUGCAAGGCAGGGACAUUAUAUCUGUUUGGCAGAACAGGUAGAGACAAGGAGGAAUGGUAUCAGCACCUAGUCAGAGCCUCACGUGGGUCCACGGAUGGAAAGCAAAAUGCCAGCAGAGGUGACAGCAAGACAGGGUCCCUGCUAAACCCCCUAUCGAGCCCGUGCAGCUGGGGGGGAACCAGCAACAGCAGCGGAGAGAGCACAGAGGACAUUCCCUAUGUCAUCAAACCCAGAGACUUGGCAGGGAAAGUCAGGCAGAAAAUCCUCCUGGACUACACAGCCUACAUAUCCCGCUUCAUCCCAGCGGAGAAAAGCAGCCCCAUCUCGAGCCCCCAGCAGAGCAAUGCCAGCAGCCCCACCCCUGGGAACAAGCACCCCGUGGAGUUCUCUCUUUUCAGUAACCCCCACGUCUGCUGGAUAAACGCAUUCAUUGGACGGACAUUCUGGGACUUCCUGAGGGAGAAAUAUUGGGAGGAGAUUGUGGCCAAUAAAAUCCAGAAAAAGCUAACUAAAAUCAAGCUGCCAAACUUUAUGAAUGAGCUGACACUGACAGACCUGGACAUGGGAACCUCUCUGCCCCAGGUUCUCUCUAUCUCUACCCCUAGUGUAAAUGAGAGAGGGCUGUGGAUGGAUAUGGAAGUUACUUACAGUGGUUCCUUACAAGUGACGCUGGAGACAAAGAUGAAUUUGUCCAGAUUAGGAAAAGAAGCCGCCAUGGAGGAGCAUCGGCCAUAUGAAAGCAGGAGACACAGUGCAAUGAUGCCAAGAGCCAGGAUUUUCACCGAUAGUGACGAGGAAUCCUCCAGUGCCGGCUCAUCGGAAGAUGAAGAGAUCCCAGUGGCAGAGACAACAGGAAUCUUGGGGGACAGAGCCAACCUGAAUAAUGCUGAGAGCUUUACAGGUGGAAACAGCACGAGCCGCAGGAUCCUCCGCUUCGUAGAUAAAAUCGCCAAGUCUCGAUAUUUCCAAAAAGCAACAGAGAAUGAAUAUAUUAAGAGGAAAAUAGAGGAGGUGUCCAACACCCCCCUGCUGCUGACUGUUGAGUUUCAGGAGCUUGGGGGGACUUUGGCUGUGAAUGUCCCCCCUCCGCCUACAGACCGCAUAUGGUACAGCUUCCGAACACCACCACAAGUGGAGAUGAAGGUUCGGCCGAAGCUUGGAGAAAGAGAGGUGACAUUUAUACACGUGACCGAGUGGAUAGAGAAGAAGCUUCUAGAUGAGUUCCAGAAAAUCUUAGUGAUGCCAAACAUGGACGACUUGUUAUUUCCAAUCAUGCAGUCUGGAGUGGACAGCCCCAGGCAGAUGCAGACUGAUCCAUCAAAGCCAGGGUCGCUGUGAGCAGACGGGAGAGGCGCCCUGCAUGGCCCUUUAGUCACAGCGUAGUAAACGGGCAGGACUGAAAUGCAUGAACGGUUCCAGGACCAAACCGAGGAGCUUAUUUGCACAGAAUGAAACACACGGCAGAUGAUGGGUUGCGAACCAGAUCUAUGGAGACCAAACCCUUUCAGAGCUGGACUUCAGUAAGAUGGCGCCAGGAACCAGGACACAUCUGUACUCAUAUUCAUAAUUCCACAGAAUCGUAUAUAUGCGGACACUGAUACGUGGUGUAUGCUCUUUUAAUCCAGCGUUUUAACUUUGGCUACAGAUGCAGAGGAGAAGAGGUCCUACUUUUAGAAGUAAUGGCUGAGAUGCUGGGUUGCUCUUUAAAGUUAUGUAGACUUUAUGCCAGCACAGUGGAGGUAGUCAUUGUGUGUCCUGAUGACAUUGCAGCCUAUCCCGCUCAUUGUAACUAGUGGAAUGUUCAUUUACUAGGGAUUAGUGACCACUGAGCCAUGAAGCUCUGAUCUGCCCCACAGGCCCCUGUAAAAUAUCAAGCUGUCCAGAACUACAUCAUAAAGCAUCUUGUCUUCAGCUACUGUUAGUGGUAGUAACAGCACACGGUGCAGGGGAAGGGACAUCCCUCUUAGAAGGCGGAGUCUCCAGAGCAAAGAACAAGGACCGUGUUCAAAAUAUUAAAUUGCAUGACUUCUGCCUCCACUACCAGCACCCUUGAGGUCAGUUAUUGCCCUCUGCUUAGUGGAGGCGGUAAUACAAGGAAAUGGGAGGGAAAGUUCUGGGCAAUUGGAAGCCCCCCUCUAAGUGCAUGGAGAUGAAGAUCAGAAGGUUGUAAAAGAAGCUCUUGUAUGACCUCUCUUAUCAGAGCUCACUUACUACAAAGUCAGCAGUUGCUCUCCUUCCAGUGGCCCGUCGCUGGUUUAGUAAAAUGGUCCUGCUGCCAUAUACCACAGUGAUAUCAGUGGUACUUACUGAAUUGAUUUGCUGCAUUGUCAUAAACAAAUGGCUCCACCCACUGUGUGCACAGGUACAUUACAUGGUUGGGUUAUUUAAAUCUUGAAUAGUAGAAACUCCAAGCAAUAAAAUAUCAUUUUGUACUAUGUAAAAUACGCAUACAAUCCAUUAUGGACGUUGCUAUUCCAUUUCCACCUACCAAACCGACCAGCCGUAAUGGUGAGACUCUAUCUUUUACUGAAGGACAUACAUUUUAGGUAGUCAAGUACCUCUUUGUCCUCUGUCUGUCUGUCUGUCUGUAUGUACUGAAUAAACAGGCCCCACCCCUCUA
This is a messenger RNA of Pseudophryne corroboree (corroboree frog), 4442 nucleotides long. Its product is annotated as testis-expressed protein 2-like. Bases 113 to 3160 code for a protein of 1015 amino acids. Gene Ontology annotation, molecular function: lipid binding. Gene Ontology annotation, cellular component: endoplasmic reticulum. Lineage: Eukaryota; Metazoa; Chordata; Amphibia; Anura; Myobatrachidae. The transcript is spliced from 12 exons. The record is from RefSeq and is a predicted model, not a curated record.